AGAAGAAGGGAGUAGAAGCGGCGUGCCAUUGACAGCAGAGGCCGAGUCAUUUCGGGAUGUUGCAGAUGUGUGCAAGAAGACUGACAAGAUUCCGAAAAGGGGAGAAGGAAGACAGUAUCAGCAGUUGUAAAUUGUGCUGCUGAUAUAAAGGGGAAGUCGGAAAGGAUUAAGAUGGUGGUGGACGCUGCAAGGAGAUUAUUGAACGUUGUGGAUAUAUCUGGAGAGGAUCUAGAUGUUACACUGAGGGAAGGAGUUGCACCAACUCAGACAAUUGGGUCUGGGUAAUAGAAUGGACUAUGUCAUGAGUGGGAUCACUUUGGGUGGACACUGUAAAUAUUUUACACUGUGAAGCUGUUACAAUCCAGCAGUUGGCGGUAAUGCAACACUUGAAUGUCAACCGCCAUACAACUCAACAGAACAAGAAGAAGAACAAGGUCUGGCAACGCGGUUGGAGGAGUCAUCGUUGUGAGCUCAUACAAGAUCUGUCAGACAGUGUGUAAAGAUGGUGCUCGACUUAGACCUGUUUCGGAUCGACAAAGGCGGCGAUCCAGAAAUCGUCCGUGAGACUCAAAGGAAGAGGUUUAAAGAUGUAACACUCGUUGACAAACUGGUCACAGCAGAUACAGAGUGGAGAAAAUGCCGCUUUACUGCAGACAACCUCAACAAAGCGAAGAACCUCUGCAGCAAGAGCAUUGGGGAGAAAAUGAAGAGGAAGGAACCAGUUGGGGAGGAUGAGUCUGUACCUGAAGAAGCACAGAACCUGGAGUCCCUAACAGCUGAAACACUAUUGGCCCUGACAGUAACCCAGAUCAAGAAGGUGCGUAUGUUGGUGGACGAGGCAGUGGAGAAAACUGAUAGUGAGAGGAUAAAGCUGGAGGCAGAGCGCUUUGAGUACCUGAGGGAGAUUGGCAAUCUUCUGCACCCUUCUGUACCCAUCAGCAAUGAUGAGGAUGCAGACAACAAGGUGGAGCGUACCUGGGGUGACUGCACCGUCCAGAAGAAGUACUCCCAUGUUGACCUGGUGGUCAUGAUUGAUGGCUUUGAUGGAGAGAGGGGAGCUGUUGUGGCUGGGAGCAGAGGUUACUUUUUGAAGGGGCCGCUGGUGUUCCUGGAGCAGGCUCUGAUCAAUUACGCCUUAAGGAUCCUCCACAGCAAGAAUUACACCAUGCUCUACACACCCUUCUUCAUGCGGAAAGAGGUUAUGCAGGAAGUUGCCCAGCUCAGCCAGUUUGAUGAAGAGCUUUACAAGGUCAUUGGUAAGGGCAGUGAGAAGUCAGACGACAACUCCAUAGAUGAGAAGUACCUCAUUGCCACCUCUGAGCAGCCCAUUGCAGCCUUCCUAAGGGACGAGUGGCUCAAACCAGAAGAUCUGCCUGUCCGCUACGCCGGCUUCUCCACCUGCUUCCGACAGGAAGUGGGCUCCCAUGGCAGAGACACCCGCGGGAUCUUCAGGGUGCACCAGUUUGAGAAGAUUGAGCAGUUUGUCUAUGCCUCCCCACAUGAUGGCAAAUCAUGGGACAUGUUUGAUGAGAUGAUAGGGACGGCAGAAGAGUUAUACCAGUCACUAGGAAUUCCUUAUCGCAUCGUAAACAUUGUCUCUGGUGCCCUAAAUCAUGCAGCUAGUAAGAAGUUGGAUCUGGAGGCCUGGUUCCCUGGCUCUGGUGCCUUUAGAGAGUUGGUCUCCUGCUCAAACUGCACUGACUACCAGGCCAGGCGCCUACGCAUCCGCUAUGGACAGACCAAAAAGAUGAUGGACAAGGCAGAGUUUGUGCACAUGUUGAACGCAACCAUGUGUGCCACCACACGUGUGAUGUGUGCCAUCCUAGAGAAUUACCAAACCGAAGAAGGCAUUGUUAUUCCAGAGAAGCUCAGGGAUUUCAUGCCUCCUGGUUUGACAGAGAUCAUUAAGUUUGUCAAGCCCGCUCCUAUCGAUCAGGAGAUGUCUAAGAAAACAAAGAAACAGCACGGAGGGAAGAAGAAGAAGCAGGAAGGAGACCAGAGCCUGCCUAACGCUAUGGAGAGCAUGUCCGUCAACGACUCAUAGACAACGACAUUGUUGCUUCACCACAACCACACAGAUGGUAUAGAGCCUCAUGUAUAAUGAGCAGGGGUCAGUUUUGCUGUUUCUCACAAAAUAAAAUUGGUAGAAAAUCGGGAGUCAAAUUUCUCAUCACAUAAAGCUGGAAAAAGGAUAUCUCUGUGCUCUCAAGCAUCUAUAGUUCAUUUCAGAGUCCUCUGACUACCUGUCUGUUUGUCCCUUUCUCACAUCUGCAGUAACACCUUAAAAUGAACAGAUAAAAUUACUUGAGCUAUCUUGUGUGACAGAGCUUGUUUAUAUAUUCAGAAUCAGCAGUUAAAUUUCUUUUUCAUGGCAUUGAGUAAGUUUCUGUGAAGGGUGUGUAGUGCAGAUAAUUCACAGGUUAUUUACAGGUACAUGUUUGUUUCCAGCUUUUUGGAAUCUGUAAUCAUUGAAAAGUGUGGUUUCCAAAUGUAUUUUGUUUCUGAAAUCUUCAUUCAUUAGCUCUUUAUUGAAAAUAAAACCUGCAUCUCAUCUA
Messenger RNA from Siniperca chuatsi (mandarin fish), 2555 nucleotides. RefSeq names its product seryl-tRNA synthetase 1 (gene sars1). Gene Ontology annotation, biological process: seryl-tRNA aminoacylation. Bases 503 to 2044 code for a protein of 513 amino acids. The record is from RefSeq and is a predicted model, not a curated record. Lineage: Eukaryota; Metazoa; Chordata; Actinopteri; Centrarchiformes; Sinipercidae. Gene Ontology annotation, cellular component: cytosol. The transcript has 11 exons. Gene Ontology annotation, molecular function: ATP binding; tRNA binding; serine-tRNA ligase activity.